UUUUUUUUUUUUUUCAACAACCGGCCGCGUGGGAGAGAUACUAACCUAACAGCAACACCGUUUGCCCAAUUUAUCAGCGUUUGCUUAUGGAGUUCGCCACCUGAAUUUCAACUCCAAUUCCCUACUAUACACUUCGAGGUUGCCUGCCAUGUCGGAAAGCGACAAGUACGAGGUGUUGGAAAAGAUCGGCCAUGGCUCGUUUGGCGUCAUCCGAAAAGUCCGUCGCAGGGUCGACGGCAUGGUUCUCUGCCGGAAGGAGAUCAGCUACCUCAAGAUGUCCCAGAAGGAGCGCGAGCAGCUCCACGCCGAGUUCCAAAUCCUCUCGACCCUCCGCCAUCCAAACAUCGUCGGCUAUUACCACCGCGAGCACCUCAAAGCCAGCCAGGACCUGCACCUCUACAUGGAAUACUGUGGUAACGGGGACCUGGGGCGGGUCAUCCGGAGUCUGUCAGACAAGAACCAAUAUGCGGAGGAGGCCUUUGUCUGGAGCAUUUUCUCCCAGCUCGUAACGGCGCUGUACCGCUGCCACUAUGGCGUCGACCCGCCCGCCAUAGGCAAGGCUGUGCUCGGGCCGGGAUCGACCGCGAGGCCAAAGCCGCCAUCGGGGGGGAUGACUAUUCUGCACCGCGACCUCAAACCCGAAAAUGUGUUCCUCGGCGAGGACAACUCGGUGAAGCUGGGUGAUUUCGGCCUCUCCAAGGUGAUGCAGUCCCACGAUUUUGCGUCGACAUACGUAGGCACUCCUUUCUACAUGUCACCUGAGAUCUGCGCCGCCGAAAAGUACACGCUCAAAUCCGACAUCUGGUCAUUGGGCUGCAUCAUGUACGAGCUCUGCACACGAGAGCCGCCAUUCAACGCCAAGACCCAUUUCCAACUGGUCCAAAAGAUUAAAGAAGGCAAGAUCGCGCCCUUGCCGGCAAUCUACUCGCCAGAGCUCUUCAGCAUUAUCAAGGACUGUUUGCGGGUAAACCCAGACAGGAGGCCGGACACUGCGAUGCUGCUCAACAUCCCCCUGGUGCGGCUGAUGCGCAGGGAGAAGGAGGUGAACGAGUUCAGCAAGACGCUGAAGGCCAAGGAGGAGUCGCUCAGCAGGCGCAUCCGGGAGCUCGAGCACAAGAUGACGACACUGGACCAAGACAAGGCUUCAAUGCGUCACGAGAUCGACUCGUCUCUCCGCAGGGAAUGGGAGGUCAAGGCGCGGCUGGAGAUCGACAGGUUGGUUGGGCAAGAGAUUGAGCAGCUACAGAGGAAGUUUGACCACGAGGUUCAGCUUCGGCUAGAAAUGGAGCUGCAGAACAGGAAGGAUGAGGACGCCCGACACGACCUGGGGUCCUCCAUCUCCAAGUCCGACUAUCCGCAUUCGUCAAUAGGGAGCAACGAGGGCGAGCUUUCCUCGACGACGGAUAUGUCGGAGAUCUCCGUCGAGUCUCCCGACACGUCGAUGCACCCGCUCAAGAAGGCCGCUCGCACACCCUUUGCCCGCGCUCAGACGAUGUUUGCCAUGGCACCCGCCGGCACGCCAAUGGAUAUUGAGAUGAACUCGCCAUCACCUAUCACGAUUGCGUCUCUGUCGCUCUCUCCUCGUCGCAACGUCGGCACCAAGCCGCCAAUGCUCAACCCAAACAACAUCUUCACCGCCAACCAGAUAGCAGGUGAACCACAUUGGGAACCUUCCCAAGACUCCGACUCGGAGUUUGAAGACGACAUCCAAGUUCCGUCGCCGACGCGCAUGAUCAAGUCGAGCAAGAACCCCUUCACCUCCAAGGGUCGCCCGCAACUGCACGCCCAGAAGUCGAUGCCCACACACCGCCUGCAAUCUAAGCAAUCACAGGCGGCGCUCCAGGCUAAGACCAUCCCCGUCGCGGCCUCGACGCCCGAUUUGCAAACCGUCGUUAGAAGCACGGGAAGCAACGGCGCGCUGCACGACCGCAGCAACAGCCCCAGUCGCCGCCUCAGCAAGAUCCCUUCGGCCGCCAACCUGAAAACGAACAGCGGAAGCAGUAGCAACAGCGACGGCAGCGGCUCUUCGGCGCCUCUCAACCGCAAGCCCUCCAGGGGAAGCAACCUAAACAGCAAGGACGGGAGCGAACAAGGACAACAAACCUCCGGAACCACCCAGGUCCCCGUCCUCAACAAACUUGCCGCCGCCUCGGGAAAGAACAACAUCCGCGGCCGCACCCUCGUCGAGCUGCAACAAGCGCGUGCCGGUGGGAGGCCCAUGAGCGCCGUCUUUGCCAGCGAGCACACCGUUAGUCCCGUGCGUGCGUUCAGGGAGCACGCUGCGGCGGCAAACCGCGGCGGGCCCUUCUCCGAGCAGCCGGCCAUCUGGGACCCGGAUCGGGACGAGAUGCCGAGCCCGUUUCUAGUGCGCCGGAAGCCCAUUGUUGGGCUAGGGGGUCUGGGAUUUGUGAGAGGCGAGAGGGGGAGCGCCUGAUGCGCUUCUUUUUCGUACCCCCUCUCGUUCUUGCCUAGCCCACGGGUCUGGGGAGUGAACUUGAGUGUAGAGAGAGAGAGAGGGAUAAGCAGGAUAGAGGGUGUUUGUUGCGUAUAGAAGGGGAGGAGUAUGGUGUUGAUACCCAUUGCGUUUGUUUUGGGGCCACUCGUUUGUUUCUUUGGGUUUAUUUUCCCUUUGUCGGGGACGGCAGCGGAGGACGGCCGGUCGGCCAAAGCGCUGGGCGGUUAGCGGAACCGCGGUUGGACGGGAACGCAGGGCGACGAUGUCCUCAUGGCCAUGACCACGACUUGGGCUAUAACGGUGUUCGGAAGGCGGAGAUCAUUGUCAUCGUCAUCAUCAUCAUCAUUAUCGCCGCUUUGGGGCUGGGGAGAAUCCCCCGGCUUACACACUUUCAUUUGUCGUACGAGAGACGGCUGGGCAGACGGGGUGGCACUUGGACAAGAGGCGUUUUUGGGGG
Molecule: messenger RNA, 2912 nt
Organism: Chaetomium fimeti
Lineage: Eukaryota; Fungi; Ascomycota; Sordariomycetes; Sordariales; Chaetomiaceae
Product: kinase-like domain-containing protein
Exons: 3
Coding region: 149-2434 (761 amino acids)
Biological process (GO): chromosome segregation; protein phosphorylation
Cellular component (GO): mitotic spindle pole body; nucleus; cytoplasm
Molecular function (GO): ATP binding; protein serine/threonine kinase activity
Source: RefSeq, a predicted model, not a curated record